Aphanomyces astaci is the source of this 1040-nucleotide messenger RNA. RefSeq lists its product as hypothetical. NCBI's taxonomy places the organism in Eukaryota, Oomycota, Saprolegniomycetes, Saprolegniales, Verrucalvaceae. The transcript has 2 exons. The record is from RefSeq and is a predicted model, not a curated record. Bases 67 to 1011 code for a protein of 314 amino acids.
CAAUUGCACGACGGCGCGCGGUGGUGGUGCCGUCGGUCGUCGGCAGUCUCGCAUUGGACAUCCAUAAUGCGUGUUCGAACGACAUGCCUUGCUGUCGUGUCUCUGCUGCUUGCGGCCACCGUGUCGUCCGUGGCGAAGAAAGGCACGUUCCCUGCACUCGACAAGAAGAACCCUGUGUGCACGUUCGCAGUGGACAAGAUCCGCAUCAAAGGCGACCGUGAAAUCGGCGCCGCCAAGUUCUACAAGAAGUCCAAGGCAUGCAAGGGACCCCAGGGAUAUGCGAUCCAAGACUGCCAGUUGAAGAAAUGCCAGUGCCGCAAGUUCCACACGCACGUAGAUGUGUCGACCAACGUCGUGACGACAUGGGCAGAAUGUCUGCCCAAGAUAAAGGACGCCACCGAGUGCGUCGGCGCCGACUAUCGGUACUGCCAGAACCUCCUUCGAGGCAAAGAUCCGCUGAGCAAAUCGGCGGCCGGCUCGACCAAGUACGGCCGCAACGCGAGUGACGCCGCUUCCUCCUCCUCUUCUUCCACGUUAAACUCCAAGGCAUCAUCUGCCGAAUCCAAGUCGCUAACCAGCGGCAGUACUGCCUCGACCAUCAACUCGACCGACAAGAAGGCCAACGACGCCGCGAGCUUUCCAGUGGCCGCGGUGGUGCUAGUUAGUGUGGGGGUGAUUGGCGCUGUCUUGGGCGGGACGUGGAUAGUUGUGUCCAAGAAGAAGGCGCCUAAAAGUACUACUACGAUGGGAGUUCAUGGUGGCGGCGGUGGAGGCAACAACAAGGCAGCCAACGACUUGGAGUUUGACGAUUUUGAAGACGAAGACCACAAGGACCUGUACACAGACGCCCAGUCCACAUCCGCCGCCGUGCACACCGUAGCUCCGCCCGCCCGCAGCCACUCGACCGGAUCGAUCUCGUCGGUCUCGUCCAGUGAUGAAAGCGACGACGACGACGAUGCCACGGAGGACGCGGCGCACCUGGAUUCGUGGACGUCGUACAGUAAAAAGUAAUGACAACGGGGCUUAAUUUUACUCGGGAG